GAAUGAUUCUUCUCCACGGACCACCAGGCACGGGCAAGACGACGCUGUGCCGCGCCCUAGCGCAGAAACUCACGAUCCGGCUCUCAAAGUCCUACCUCGACGGCCGACUAUUUGAAAUCUCUGCGCACAGUCUUUUCUCUAAAUGGUUCAGCGAGAGCGGGAAGUUAGUUGGGAAGCUGUUUGAGCGGAUCAGGGCGGUGAUUGACGAUCCCGGGGUGUUUGUGUGCUUGCUGAUUGAUGAGAUAGAGUCGCUUACGACGGCGAGGAAGAGUUCGGCUGUGGGCAACGAGCCUAGUGAUGCGAUGCGGGUGGUUAAUGCGGUACUGACGGAGCUCGAUAAGCUCCGGUCAGCAAAGAACGUGUUGAUUCUCGCGACGUCUAAUUUGAUUGAUGCGAUGGACCCAGCGUUUCUAGACAGGGUCGAUGUAAAGCAAUACAUAGGCUUCCCGACCACCGCGGCGACGUACGAGAUUCUUCGGUCGUGCAUUCUCGAGCUAUCGCGUCACAAUAUGAUUUCGCUGUCGUAUCCCCCGCCGGGAGAAGUAGUGGUCGACGGGCGACGGGCGGGAGGGAAGACAGCUCAGGCAGAGUGGAAGCGGUCGCAAGAGACGGACUCGAGCUCUGUGAUUGAAGAGGAGUUUGAGACGUUGGUGGACCUUCACCACGCCGCGUCGUCCGACACCGAAGACCAGGACGGACGAUACCAGGAGCGAGCGGGCGGGCGAAGAAGGAUUGCGAGUACGACUACGAGUACUACAAAAAGCGGCAGGUUUGUGAGUUACGAGGAGACGAUGUUUGCGCGGACGGUGCCGGUGCAGCAGCGGAUUGAGCAGUUGAUUCCGUCGUAUGCGCAGGCGUCGCUUAGCGUGUAUUCCAAGCCGCAGGCGUAUUCGUCGCGGCUGUGUGGGAUUGCAAAGGAGUGUGAGGUGGGUAUGAUAUUCAGAGUAGAAGAAGGGUAGAAGAAGGACUAAUGAUGAUGGUGGCAGGGCCUGAGCGGACGGAAACUGCGAAAGUUGAUUGUUCUGGCACACGCGCGAUACGUCCAAAGCGAGAGCAGCGAACUGUCGCGGCUGCUGGACUCGAUCGGGCGGGUUGCGCGGGAGGAGUUGACGGCGGAGAGCGGAUGAGCAGAGAUUUAAGCUGGACGAUGACGAAGAGACUGGAAGAGAUGCGGGGAAGAGGAGAUAAUUAUUGCUUAUUAUGUUUACUAAAAGAGCGCCGUGCUCAGAUAGUCGAUAGUUGGGGUUCUGGUUGCUUGGGAUUCUUGUUUAGUUGUGAUUGAACAGAACAGAAGAGAACAAUACAUAUAGCUGGUUAUUAGAUGAAUAUAACAAAGACAAUUGAUAUUCUUC
This is a messenger RNA of Myxozyma melibiosi, 1352 nucleotides long. Its product is annotated as P-loop containing nucleoside triphosphate hydrolase protein. Gene Ontology annotation, cellular component: nucleus; chromosome. Gene Ontology annotation, molecular function: ATP binding; ATP hydrolysis activity. The record is from RefSeq and is a predicted model, not a curated record. Gene Ontology annotation, biological process: reciprocal meiotic recombination; meiotic recombination checkpoint signaling. The annotation marks the transcript as partial. NCBI's taxonomy places the organism in Eukaryota, Fungi, Ascomycota, Lipomycetes, Lipomycetales, Lipomycetaceae. The transcript is spliced from 4 exons.